This is a messenger RNA of Perognathus longimembris pacificus (Pacific pocket mouse), 3712 nucleotides long. It is a transcript of the gene Plekhm1, whose product is annotated as pleckstrin homology and RUN domain containing M1. The transcript has 12 exons. The coding region runs from base 435 to 3611 and encodes 1058 amino acids. Lineage: Eukaryota; Metazoa; Chordata; Mammalia; Rodentia; Heteromyidae. The record is from RefSeq and is a predicted model, not a curated record.
UAGAAGAGCGAAAUGAUGCCUGGAGUGCGAGUAGAGUUGGUGCCAUUUGAGGUUUCCUAGAUAAAGUAGGAGUUGCCUUUCUUCUGCUACCCCAAGUAAUGUCGGUAGCCCCCGUAGAAUGCCCAAGUAUGUUCCUUUUUCCCCAUCAGUGUAGGUGUCCUGGAAGCUGUACCCAUCUCUCACUUCAUUCCUAGUGUCAGUGUAGACUAUUCCGAGGACAGAAAAUGACCCUAGUCUCAUACAAUGGUAGAUUUGGGGUCUUGAGCUACCAGGUGGAUAAUGGGUGCACUACCCAGAAGUCUAACGCUUUGUUCCAUUUCUACCAGUAUGUUCUUAGAUCAUUGAUGGUCACAUUUCUGCCUCCCCAAAGCAUGAUAGGACAAAUGUGAACAGGUGACAUGUGAGUCUCUUUGGGAGCAGCUGCCUGAGUGGAAAUGCUCUCAGUGGUGGAGAAUGGGCUGGAGUCCCGGGCUGCCAUCCCGGUCAUCAAGAAGAAGCUGGUGGGCUCCGUGAAAGCACUGCAGAAGCAGUAUGUGUCCCUGGAUACGGUGGUCACGAGUGAGGACAGCGAAGCAAACACUAUGUGCAGUGCCCUGGAGGCUGUGUUUAUCCACGGCCUGCACGCCAAGCACAUUCGUGCUGAGGCUGGAGGAAAAAGGAAGAAACAUGCACACCAGAAGCCUCUGCCUCAGCCCGUCUUCUGGCCCCUCCUGAAAGCUGUCACCCACAAACACAUCAUCUCAGAACUGGAGCACCUGGUCUUUGUCAACACGGAUGUGGGCCGCUGUCGGGCCUGGCUGAGGCUGGCCCUUAACGAUGGGCUGAUGGAGUGCUACCUGAAACUGCUCCUCCAGGAGCAGGCCCGACUCUGCGAGUACUACCAGCCCACAGCCCUGCUGCGGGAUGCUGAGGAGGGUGAGUUCCUCCUUAGCUUCCUGCAGGGGCUCACGUCCUUAUCCUUCGAGCUCUCCUACAAAUCUGCCAUCUUAAAUGAAUGGACGCUCACCCCACUGGCCCUCUCUGGGCUUUGCCCACUUGCUGAGCUCGAGCCUCUCACUACCUCUGCUGCAGAACUACAGCGGAAGGAGUCUCUGGAUUCAAUUUCCCACUCCUCAGGCUCAGAGGACAUUGAAGUCCAUCACUCAGGCCAUAAGAUCCAGCGGAACAGGAAGCUCACCGCGUCCUCUCUCAGCCUAGACACAGCCAGUUCAUCCCAGCUAUCCUGCAGCCUGAACUCCGAUAGCUGCCUGCUCCAAGAGAAUGGGUCCAAGAGCCCAGACCAUUCUGAGGAGCCCAUGUCCUAUGACUCAGACCCUGGCACAGCAAAUGUGGAUGAUGCGGACCCAUCUCUGCAACAGGUAUUGUCAGAAUUCAGCAAAGCCCAAGUAAACUCGGUGCCAAGCAACAAACCAAGCCUAGAGACGGAGAUCCCCAUGCCACAGCCCUCGCUGUCCUUUGGGCCUGCCACCAGCACCCAGCUGCACUUUGAUGGGCCUGCAGAGCUCCUUCCUGCCCCCGCAUCCUGUAUGACCCAACAUGGUGGCCACAAGCAGGAGCCAUUCCUCCAGGAACCUGGUACCUUGGAUGUGCAACCACCAGGCAUGGCCCAAACUGUCUCUGCAGGGAGCCUGUCAGACCAGCAGCCUUCUGUACCCAUCAGUGCCACAGUCAGCUUGGGGAGUGGCCAGCAGAAGGCCCUGGAGCAUGGCGGAAUUGGAAUGAAGCUCAGGGUUUCCUCCCCUACCAGUCCGAAAAGCAUAAGCUGGAUCUCCGAAGAUGACUUUUAUCGGCCCCCUCAGGAGCACGCUUCACCGAAGGCUUCCGCUGCAGCUUCUUCCCGAGCUACUCCAGAGCCAGGGUCCGCUCUCCACAGGCGUCCUUCUCAAGGGCCUAGAAAGAGCUGCUCUCUGGGGGCCCUGGACAGAGCAUGCGUGCGUUCCCCGGACGGGGAGAACGCCGGAGCAGCCCCAGGACAGGAGCAUAAACACUUUCGGGUGGUGCACCGGAGACAGAUGGGGCUGUCCAAUCCAUUCCGGGGCCUCAUGAAGCUGGGCACCGUGGCCCGGCGGGGGGCCAUGGGCAUCUGGAAGGAGCUCUUCUGCGAGCUGUCCCCGCUGGAGCUCCGCCUCUACCUGAGUGACGAGGAGCGCACCUGCGUGGAGAGCUGCUCCCUGCUGCGAUGCGAGGCUGUGGGGCCGGCCCACAGUGAUGGGCGCUUUGAGCUGGUCUUCUCUGGCAAGAAGCUGGCGCUGCGUGCCUCCUCCCAGGAUGAAGCUGAGGACUGGCUGGACCGUGUGCGGGAGGCCCUGCAGAAGGUCCGGCCUCCGCAGGAGGAUGAGUGGGUCAACAUCCAAUACCCGGAGGAGCCCGAGGACGCCCCUGAAGGCCCUCCUGGCAGCCACCCCUCUCACUCAACUCUGCUGCCCGAGCCUGUGGUCCCCCAGAGCACGAAGUUGGACUGGACGUCAGCCCAGGUUCCGGAGCCAGAUGCUAUCAAAGAGUCCCUUCUGUACCUGUAUGCCGAUAGAACCUGGAUGCCCUAUAUUUUUUCCCUGUCCUUGGAGUCUCUGAAAUGCUUCCGAGUGAGAAACAAUGAGAAGCUGCUCAGUGACAGCCACGGAGUGGAGACCAUCCGAGACAUCUUGCCAGACACAAGCCUUGGAGGCCCUGCCUUCUUCAAAAUCAUCACAGCCAAGGCUGUUCUGAAACUGCAGGCCGGGACUGCCGAGGAGGCCACCCUGUGGAGGGACCUGGUCCGCAAGGUCCUGGCGUCCUACUUAGAGACGGCUGAGGAGGCCGUGACGCUCGGCGGGAGUCUGGAUGAAAACUGCCAGGAGGUGCUGAAGUUCGCCACCAGGGAGAACGGCUUCCUGCUGCAGUACCUGGUAGCCAUCCCCACCGAGAAGGGCCUCGACUCCCAAGGCUGCUUCUGCGCAGGCUGCUCCCGGCAGAUCGGCUUCUCCUUUGUACGACCCAAACUCUGUGCCUUCUCUGGCCUCUAUUACUGUGACAUCUGCCACCAAGACGAUGCUUCAGUGAUUCCAGCCAGGAUCAUCCACAACUGGGACCUCACCAAGCGCCCGGUCUGCCGGCAGGCCCUGAAGUUCCUGGCACAGAUCCAGACCCAACCCCUCAUCAACCUGCAGCUGGUGAAUGCCUCACUGUAUGAGCACGUGGAGCGCAUGCACCUCAUCGGCAGGAGCCGGGAGCAGUUGAAGCUUCUGGGGGACUACCUGGGCCUUUGCCGGAGCGGUGCCCUGAAGGAGCUGAGCAAGAGGCUCAACCACAGGAAUUAUCUCUUGGAGUCUCCUCACAAGUUUAGUGUUACUGACCUCCAACAGAUCGCAGAAGGGGUCUACGAAGGGUUCCUCAAGGCCCUGAUCGAGUUUGCUUCCCAGCACGUCUACCACUGCAACCUGUGCACCCAGCGGGGCUUCAUCUGCCAGAUCUGCCACCAUCAUGACAUCAUCUUCCCCUUUGAGUUCGACACCACUGUCAGGUGUGCUGAGUGCAAGACUGUCUUCCACCAGAGCUGCCAGGACGGAAUGAGGAAGGGCUGCCCCCGCUGUGCCCGCCGUCGCAAGUAUCAGGAACAGAACAGUCUCACCUAACCCCAAGGUGUCCUGAUCCACCCUAGGCUGCGGGAGCUGCAGCUGGCUGGGCCACCAGCUGGGUUCCACUUGUCUCCCCCGUGCGGAAGACCCUCGGGCGU